Gastrolobium bilobum is the source of this 1164-nucleotide messenger RNA. Its product is annotated as AP2-like ethylene-responsive transcription factor BBM1. Gene Ontology annotation, molecular function: DNA-binding transcription factor activity; DNA binding. Lineage: Eukaryota; Viridiplantae; Streptophyta; Magnoliopsida; Fabales; Fabaceae. The coding region runs from base 1 to 1164 and encodes 387 amino acids. The transcript has 8 exons. The record is from RefSeq and is a predicted model, not a curated record. Gene Ontology annotation, biological process: regulation of DNA-templated transcription.
AUGUCAAGGGAAAGUGAGAAGGAAAAAAGUUUAUCUAAGAAGAUAAAGCAGAAUAUAACAAUAAAAGAAAUGGAAAUGGUGAUAAAGAAUGAAGAUAACACGAGCAGGAGGUGCAUGUCCAUGGCAGAAGGUGAGUUUCAACUAUCUCGGUGUGCCAAGAGACAAAGAAGAGAGCCUGCAGCAGCUGCACUUAAAUAUGAGGAUAACCAAGAUCAGAAGCAACAGUUACUGCCACAGCAACAAGUUGAUCAAAAUUCUACUACAAGCCCAAAAAAGAGAAGUUCAAAAUUUCGGGGUGUCAGCAGACAUAGAUGGACGGGUCGAUUUGAAGCUCACUUAUGGGACAAGCUCUCUUGGAACAUAACCCAAAAGAAGAAAGGGAAGCAAGUUUACCUUGGCGCUUAUGGUGAAGAAGAAUCAGCAGCUAGAGCAUAUGACUUAGCUGCACUUAAGUACUGGGGAACAUCAACUUUAACCAAUUUUCCGAUCACUGAUUAUGAAAAAGAGAUAGAGAUAAUGCAGACUAUGACAAAAGAGGAGUACUUGGCCACUUUAAGGAGAAAGAGUAGUGGCUUUUCAAGAGGCUUAUCAAAGUAUAGGGGUGUCGCAAGGCACCACCACAAUGGUAGAUGGGAAGCAAGGAUUGGGAGGGUUUUCGGAAACAAAUAUCUCUACCUUGGCACCUACAGCACCCAAGAGGAAGCUGCUCGUGCUUAUGACAUAGCGGCCAUUGAGUACAGAGGGAUCCAUGCUGUAACCAACUUCGAUUUGAGUACUUACAUAAGAUGGUUAAAUCCAUCAAGAGGAACUAUCUCAGAAGUAAAACUUGAAUCAGAGGUAGUACCAGAGACUCAGACAGCGGCAUCCCAAUCUAACUAUUCUCCAAUAGAGGUGUCCAAAUCCUUGGCCCUUCACAGUAGUACUUUCAAUUCAGAUUAUCUGAAUUAUCCCCAAAAGCAUGAAGUCUUUGAAAACAAAACAUACCAAAUCUCCAACACUAAGUCAUCUUCUCCAACUGCACUUGGCCUCCUUCUCCGGUCUUCAAUAUUCAGAGAAUUAGUUGAAAAGAAUUUGAACAUAUCUGGAGAUGAAACUGAUGGUGAAGACACAACAGAACAACAGCCACAGAUAGCUAGGGAAGAUGAGUUGGCUGGGAUCUUUUAA